AUGGAUGCGAGAGAGAAAAGUGUGUUAAGUCAGAGAUUGAAGGAAGACAGGCUAAGCCAAUUACCUGAUCCUUUGAUCAUCUGUCACAUACUAUCUCAUCUUCCGAUAAAGCAAGUUGUUAAGACAAGCGUCUUAUCAACAAGAUGGAGAAGUCUCUGGCUUUGGCUUCCUAGUUUGGAAAUGGAAUUGGAAUGUUGGAACUUCAGUAACUCCUUUAUGAGUUUUGGUGACAGGGUUUCAUCAAAGAGAAAUAGCAUCGGCAGGUUUCUCUCGCAGAUUUCCGAGGUUAAAGAUAUGACAAUAUGUAACGACACUCUCAAGGUCAUCUGUCAUUACUCGAAACUAGAGUUGCUACCUCAGUUUAGUAACAUGUCCCGCGUUCAGGCAACUCUCCAUCACUCCAAAUUGGAAGAGUUACUAACCUUUCUUAAGAGCUGUCCAAACUUGAAAUCCCUCAUCUUGGUAUGCGAUGGUAUUUAUGAGGAAUUGCUUUUCAAGGAGAUGAGUCAAAUCAGUUUUUCAUAUAUGCCUCAGUGUUUUUUACCAUCUCUCGAGUUUAUUGAUCUCAAAUUCCCAAUCCGAGUACGAUUGAAGAUAGUAAGGUACUUCCUAGAGAAUACGCCAAUGCUCAAGAAGCUCACUCUACAUUUGGCCGAUUAUUCAAUACAAGAAAUGUCUACUUUCAAGGAGGCACUACUCAAAAUGACACGAAGCUCUAGCGAAUGUGACAUCGUCGUCCUUGAUUGGUAUUAG
Molecule: messenger RNA, 753 nt
Organism: Capsella rubella
Lineage: Eukaryota; Viridiplantae; Streptophyta; Magnoliopsida; Brassicales; Brassicaceae
Product: putative FBD-associated F-box protein At5g53635
Exons: 4
Coding region: 1-753 (250 amino acids)
Molecular function (GO): protein binding
Source: RefSeq, a predicted model, not a curated record